AAACGUGUCAAGUCUAGCCCAAAAAGAGCUAUGUAAGUUGGCAUUACUGAUUUGCACAUUUCAGUUUGACAAAUAAAAUGACAUAAUUCCAUUAGUAUCCACUAAAAACGACGAGCAGUAAAUUUUUCAACACAACAUACGCGAAGAAAAAUUUAAAAAUAGUUGGCAAAAUUAUACUGAAUUUAAUUAUAAGUAUGGCAAAACAAAAGAAUAUACAAAAUAUAACAUAUUUCAUAUAAUUGCUUGUAAAAGAUGAUAAAAUUUAAAGAAAAAACAAUGAAUUAAAAAGUUUUCUGCAGGCGUCGGAUAAAGGUGGUGGUGUCACCAACAAAAAAAAACAUAAAAACGAACAAGAAGCUAAAAGAGAAUCGACAAACGAACAAAUUAAUACGAAAGAAAGAAUAGAGUGCAAAAAUAAAAAAAGUUUUUUAAAAGAAGAAAACGACAAGAGCAAAAAUAGUGAGAUAUCAGAGAAAAAACGCAAAGGAAAAAGUCCAAAUAAGAAGCAGCAAAAAGAGUAGUGUACCACCUCUUGUGAAGAAUUUUACAAAAUAAAUUUAGUUUUUACAUGAAUAUUGAAAGUAUCCAAGUGAAAUUUCAACAUAAGUUUUAUUAAUUAACUGAUCAACCAGAGAGUCAGUCAUCCUAUCCUGCCUGCAGUUUGCCUGUGUAGUCAAAAUCAAUUUGUAGUGGCAACUUAUUCAGACGGUAGCACGGUACCACUGCCCAAACAUUUGGUCGCAGUUGGCUCAAAAAGAAAGAAAAGUAUCGCUAUCGUUGCCACCCAACAACACGUUAAAACAAAUUGCAAAAUUUAUUAUUGUGACAACUUUCUCACAAAAAUUGUUGCCACUAUUGCUUCUUUGCUUUUCUCAUUUCAACGAUUACUUACUUGCAUCUGUUUAUUAUCAAUAUUUGAAGACUCAAAUAUAAAGAUUUUCCAAAUACAAAUUCUUUAAAAGGAAAUCGAAUUAUCAAAUACAUUCAAAGUCAUCGUCUUUGGCUGAGCUGUAGCUAUAAAAAUAAAUAAAAUGGCAUACAGAAAGCCAAACGAUUUGGAUGGUUUCAUACAGUUGAUGCCGAAGGCCGAUAUGCGAGUUAAGGCUCUGUUGGCAGAAGAUCUAGUUACAUUCCUAAGCGAUGAUACCAAUUCGAUAAUAUGCGUUGACAUGGGCAUGUUAGUUGAUGGUCUAAUGCCCUGGCUGACUGGAAGUCAUUUUAAAAUUGCACAAAAGUCGUUGGAAGCAUUUACGGAACUCAUUAAACGGCUAGGUCCGGACUUCAACGCCUACACCGCAACAGUUUUGCCGCAUGUGAUCGAUCGUCUGGGUGAUAGCAAGGAUACAGUUCGCGAAAAGGCUCAGCUGCUAUUGCAAACAUUAAUGGAACACAAAGUUCUCACACCUCAGGUUUUGCUCGACAAAUUGGCGGCUAAUUGCUUUAAGCACAAAAAUGCAAAGGUUCGCGAGGAAUUUCUUCAGACAAUUGUAAAUACGCUAAAUGAGUAUGGGACAUCGCAGUUGAGCGUACGCAAUUACAUUCAGUCUAUAUGCGUGUUACUUGGGGAUCCUACGGUGUCGGUUCGUGACACAGCUAUACAGUCAUUAGUCGAAAUAUACAAACAUGUUGGUGAUCGUUUGCGACCAGAUUUGCGCCGAAUGGAUGAUAUGCCAGCUUCAAAGUUGGCCAUACUGGAGCAAAAAUUUGAUCAAAUCAAAGGUGAGGGGCUACUGCUCAAAUCGGCCAUGCUUGUAACCCAGACUCCAAGUAAUAAUAAUAAUGGACACGAUGAGGCCGACAACAUUGUAGUUCGUGAACGGCCAACGAAAAUAGUUAAACGUACUGUGUCCGCCGCUAUGCGCUCUAAAAAUAAUAUAGCUGCAGAUAGCGCUUCUGAUGCUGGGGCCGUUACAAUGGAAAUUUUUGAGGCUUCGUUUGAGGCCGUACCACAGUUGAAUAUCUUUCAUCCCAAAGACAUGGACGACAUUUAUAAAAAUGUAUUGUCGAUAAUCGGAGACAAAAACUAUGACUGGGAUAAGCGUGUCGAUGCUUUAAAGAAAGUUCGUUCGCUUCUGAUGUUGAAUAUACAUUCACAGCCUCAAUUCUUUACGGUUCAGCUAAAAGAACUGUCAAUAUCAUUUCUAGAUAUUUUAAAGGAAGAGCUGCGCUCACAAGUUAUUCGAGAGGCGUGCAUUACAAUUGCCUUUCUGUCAAAAACCCUUCAUCAAAAGCUGGACAAGUUCUGCGAGUACAUUUUAGAGCAGUUAAUAAAUCUGAUACAGAAUUCGGCUAAAGUCAUUGCAUCAUCUUCGUCUCUUGCGCUGAAAUAUAUCAUCAAGUACACACAUGCUCCUAAGCUGGUCAGAAUUAUUAUAGAAACACUGCAGAACUCUAAAUCGAAGGAUAUUCGAUCAUCACUGUGUGAAAUAUUGUGUUUACUGUGUGAUGAGUGGCCAACUAAAGCGAUGGAACGAAGUGCUCCUCUUCUGCGCGACAUAAUUAAGAAGUCAAUGAGCGAUGCCGACAGUGAGGCGCGACGUCAUUCGCGUCGUGCAUAUUGGGUGUUCCGUCGUCACUUUCCAGAUUUGGCUGAUCAAAUCUACGGUACUCUGGAUAUUGCGGCUCAAAGAGCUCUCGAAAGAGAAAGAGAUGGCGGGGGUGGUGGAGGAGGCGGUGCAUCAGAAGAAAGACGCGCGACCGUUUCUACGACUUCACGUAUUCAACGUUCGCCAGGUGCAAUUCAGAAACCGGCUCCUGGUAUGCGAAGUGUGUCGGCUGUUGAUACAGCAGCUGCGCAGCGUGCCAAAGCGCGUGCUCAAUACGCAUUCCUAGCACGUAAAAAAGCCGCAAACACCGGCACGUCUACUACGAAUAGUGCUGCUACAGGAUCGCUGCCUCGUCCCCGAACUGGCGCUGGUCAACAGCAACAACAAGCAACGACUCAAUCAAGUGUGAAUAGCGGCGUCUCCCCUCGUGUCCGUGGCAGGGCUGGAGUAUCUCAAUCUCAACCUGGAUCUAGGUCCACCUCACCAAGUUCGAAGUUGCGCGAGCAACAUGUAAUUGGUUCGUAUUAUAGGCCGACGGGAACAAUUCCAAAAAAAGCUUCGGGCAUUCCCAGAUCAUUGGCCAGUUCCCGAGAGACAAGUCCCACAAGGGGUGGAGGCGGCGGUGGUGUUAUCAUGAAGCGCAGCAUGUACACUACGGGAAACUCUCGCCGGACUCCGGAACGUAAUCAACCUACAAGGCAACUGGCUGCAGCUCGAUUGCUUCAACAAAGUAGGGAUGCUGAAAAUGCUCUUGCUGAUGCCUUGUCACCUGACGGCAGCGGAGGCGACUAUGCAUCGAUGGGCGAUUACGGUCGGGACCGUGGUGGCUACUCGACCGGAGCCCGCAUGGGAAGGAAGUUAAUGUCCCGCGAGGAAUCAGAUGAUUCCGAAGCAUCAUCUGUGUGUUCUGAGCGAUCAUUUGACUCCUCGUACACUCGAGGCAACAACUCAAAUUAUUCACUGUCGGGAUCGAGAAACCGACUCGACUGGAGUUGGGUUAGGCCACCAUUCGAUGAUAUCGAUACCAUUAUCCAGUACUGUGCCUCCACACAUUGGUCCGAGCGUAAAGAUGGCCUCAUUAGUCUCACACAUUACCUCGCUGACGGCAAAGAGUUAACACCGCAACAAUUGCAGUUGGUUCUUGAUACGUUCCGUAAAAUGUUUAUGGAUACACACACCAAAGUCUACUCGCUUUUCCUUGAGACGGUCACCGAACUUAUAUUGGCAUAUGCUAACGAUCUUCAUGACUGGCUGUUCAUACUGUUGACACGUCUAUUUAACAAGCUGGGCACAGAGCUGUUGAACUCGAUGCAUGGUAAAAUCUGGAAGACUUUACAAGUAGUUCAUGAAUACUUUCCAACCGAUCUCCAAAUGAAAGACGUCUUCCGCAUCUUGUCUGAUUCUGCACAGACUCCUUGUACAAAGACACGCAUAGCAAUACUAAAGUUUCUCACAAGUUUGGCCAAUACGUAUUGCAAAAAUACAGAUUUUCCUGGUGCUGAAGAAGGCGUUGUUCUACCGAUUGUCGAAAAGACACUCUUAAAAAUCGUUCAAAUGGCCGGCGACCAAAAAAGCCUCGAACUGCGGAAUCAGUCUCGUCACUGUCUCAUAGCUCUGUACAAUCUCAACACACCCCAGAUGACUAAAGUGUUGUCUACUCUCCCCAAAGGCUAUCAGGACUCUGCCAAGGUUUGCAUACAGUCUCAUUUGCGUCGUAGCAGCACAUCGGGCACAAAUUCACCCUCAUCAUCUCCACUCUCGAGCUCCAGUCCCAAACCUCUGCAAAGCCCCAAUGUAGGUGGUCCAUUUUCUUCUCUGCAGCCCCAAUUCACUAGUCCUCGUUCACGCCAGUCUUCAGUCACAGAUAACGAUUUGAUGCUCGGAUACUCGGAGGUCGAUGUCCAACAGAACAUACAAAAGACAACCGAGGAGAUACGCAAUUGCUUUGGCGGCAUAGAAAAUCAGUAUAACUCGUUGGCCAACAAUUCAAAUGGCGGCGGUUAUAACGGCCAUUUAAGCGAAGCCCUCGAUUCAUGUGCCUCGUCUAACUCGAAGACGCAGUCGGCCACCACAACCGAGUCCAAUACGCCAGAGAGCACAACAAUGCGCCUAGAUGGCAAUUUAUUGGAACAACAUCACAAAAUGACAGCCAGUACACUUGGUUCCGGUAUGGGACAAACAAAUAGUUCUUCUUCGUCUGGAGCAAAUCUGAAAUUUUCCGACAACGGGGAAAUAAUACUCGAAAAUGGCACCCAAGAGAGUGAAAUCAUUAAAGUGGCACUCAACCUAACACCUGACAUGGCAGUACCUCAGGUCCAGGGCGCCCUUGCAAAUCUGGGUAUAUGCAUAAAAAGCGGCAACUGUGAAUUGCCUAAUAAGCACUUCCGUGCCAUCAUGAAAAUGCUGCUGAACAUGCUGGAUGCCAGCUCAAAUGAGGUAGUGGUAGAGGCUCUCCAUGUCCUCUCUAAAAUACUUCGCCGGGCACAAAUGAAGCCCAAUUGGAUAAACUUUGUCGAACUGAUACUGCUAAAGAUCAUCAACUGCUAUCCAAAGAGCAAGGAAACAAUGCGCGAACUAGACAUGCUAAUACCCCGAAUUGUACCAGCUCUGCCUCUAAAUUUGACUAUUAACAUAGUGAAUCCUGUGAUUGCAACGGGCUCGUAUCCAGUGAACCUGUGUGCCUUGAAAUUGCUAACCGAACUGGCCGAUCGCCAUGGUUCGGAGUUGAACGAGACACAGCUCGACAUUGUCUUUCCCCAUUUGGCGCGACUCACAGACGACUAUCAGUCUAUGGUUCGAAAAGCAGCCGUCUUUUGUAUUGUCAAACUGUACAUUGUAAUGGGCGAGGAGAAGGUCAAGCCAAAGUUGACUAUGUUGAAUCCCAGCAAAGUUCGCCUCCUGAAUGUGUACAUUGAGAAGCAGCGCGGUGUCUCCAGCGGAGGCGGCAGUUCAACCAAAAACUCGUCAGCAUCGUCUUCAUGAUUGCCGCUAGCCGUUAAGAAACAUCAGCCGAUGGAAUUUAGCGAUGUUAAAUAUUAAGUUGUAGUUCGUUUCUCUAGGUGGUAGAUUGAGAUUGAGAGUAUUCUUUAAGUCUAGCAUUUGGUUGUGUGAACGAAUUGUGUGCGUAUUGAUUGUCGUUACGCUUGCGAAUCAAAGUUGAGAAUAACUUGAACAAAACGAAGCAAAAUACUUACCAUGCCAUUGAAGUAUUCCGAUGUUAUUUAAUCUGAAUUACCUUCUGUUUACGCGUAACACUCCAAUUUAGUUUACCUCAUUAGAGCACGCGCAAUAAUUGUUAGCCUUAACGUAUUCAAAAUGAAAUAAAAUGUUUUGGUUUGGUUUUAAACCACCACUACCACCUCCACCUCCUUUGAACAAAAGUCAAUGAUAUUUGUUUCAGCCUUAUAAACUAUAAAUUCACUAAUGAUAUCUAUACAUACAUAAAUAGUUACAUAGAUAAGUCUACAAAUAUCACUGACCCACGUUCAGCCACCACCUUCACCAGAUAAUUUACCACUAAUGAUGAUUAAGUGCAUUUUCGUUGAUUUCCUAAUUGUCCUUAUUUUUUUUGUUUAAUUUAAUUCUCCUUUGUUUUACCAUCAUAACAAUAUUUUUUUUACUUACAUGCAAACGAUAUAAUAUUAUUUUAAGUCUUAACGUCUUUUAUGUUUACAAAACUCUUUAAUUCAUUUAUUUUUUGCUUUCAAAUUCGACAUCGAUCUACUCGAAACGUAUCCAUAUGGUUACAAAAACCACAAUUAAAAUUAAUCAAUUAUAAUAAGAAAACUUGAAACUAAUAGAAACUCAAACUUUUGUAAUUAAUUACCAACAACAUUAUUUUAAUAUUUUUUUAUUAUUAUUAUUAUUUUAUUUUUUAUUAUUUUUUUUGUUUCGUUUAAUCUUAAGUUAUAUACAUACAUACAUAUUUUUAAUGGUAAAUAAUAACAAAACUAAAUUUAAUAAUAAUAAUAAUAUUUAUAAUACAAGAACAACAAAACAACCACUAAUAUUUAUCAUUAAAAUAAAAUAGCAAUUCUUUCGAAAAGAAAAACAAAUCACAAACACACAAUUUUGAUUAGUUUAACAUAAAUGAAACUUCAAAACUUGUGAUGACAUUUGCUGAAAUAAAAAAUAAAAUGAUUCAUAGGAAUACGGGAACCUAAACGCAAUUGGUAAUCUAGUUUUCAACACGAGUUUCCUGACUAUUAUCAUAGGCUUUUACUGUAUGUAUGUGUUGGAGUUUCGUUGAAAUCAAUUUACUAUUUGGCUUCCAGUCUUCUUGUUUAGCCUGCGGCUGUCCUACUACAAUCUAAUUAUAACAAUAAUGUUAUAUGUAUGUAUGUAUACAUACAUACGAUACAUAAAUAGUUAUUAUAAUUGUAUGCGUUCUGAAAAUCGUUUAAAUACACAUAUUAAGCUGAUAGAUAAACACUUAGGAGGUUGUCUUCUAAGUAAUUUUAUUCGAAGAAUCAUACAUUUUCAAAUUAAUAAAUUCAUAACACACACACACACACUUUUUAAUUUAUUUUAAAUGUAACGAUGGCUUUAGAAAAUAUUCAGAAAUAUAAAGAAAAACUACUUUUACACUAAAAGGAUUUGAAAUCGUAAGGUUACUUACUUCGUUAUUCGAUUAGAAAGUACAAUUUUUAAUUGUAAUGCCAAUUUGAACAAUUUUAUAUUCGAAUCAAAUUACAGACUAACCUCCUAGGAAGUUUCUUAUAUCUGUUUUGCAUAGAAUGCUUUUUUAUAUUUGAUUAGUUAUAUAUAAUUAGCUUGGAUAUUAGCUGAUUAUUCGGACUUCUUCGCAAUUUAUUACAUCGUUCACCUCCUGUCAAAAAAAAAUUACUUUAAUUGCUAAGAUCCCUAUUCAAAAAUUACAACAAUUUGACAUUUUGCCACAGUUUGUGUAUGAAAUUUAACCUUGUUUGCUUUCUUUUUUUUUCCUUUUAGUAUAGUAAAAUCAAACACAUUCGAUAUCAGUGAGACACAAAACGAAAAAUAAAUAUUGAUUCAUCCAUCUAAUAUUUAAUUUUCAUUUCUUUUACAAUAAUUUGCGCUAAUUUAUAACAGUGAACAACACAAAAACUAAAAAUCGAAUAAUUGUAGUCAAAUGGUAAAGAAUGUAUUGUGUAUGUUGUCUGAGAGUCACACACAUAAAUUAAUUGAUGAUCAAAAUAUUCGUAAUAUGAAUUUAAUUUUUAGCUUAAAUUUACUAUGUUUUGUGUCCUGUAGGCUAGAAGUGCAAAUGCAAUUGCAUUAUGUUUUUUUUUUAUAUAUAUAAUAUAUAUAUAAUUACUAUAAUUAUUAAUAAUAUUAAUAUGUUCUCUGCUAAUUAUUGUAUAUGUAAACCUUUAACAAAUUAUAAAUUUAGUAAAACAAAUAUAAAAAUUAAAAUAAAACAAUGAUUUUAACAGUUA
This is a messenger RNA of Calliphora vicina (urban bluebottle blowfly), 7963 nucleotides long. RefSeq names its product chromosome bows (gene chb). Gene Ontology annotation, biological process: microtubule cytoskeleton organization. Gene Ontology annotation, cellular component: cytoplasmic microtubule. The record is from RefSeq and is a predicted model, not a curated record. The transcript has 3 exons. NCBI's taxonomy places the organism in Eukaryota, Metazoa, Arthropoda, Insecta, Diptera, Calliphoridae. Gene Ontology annotation, molecular function: microtubule binding. The coding region runs from base 1032 to 5528 and encodes 1498 amino acids.